AUGGAAGGCUGUGACUCGCCCGUCAUCUCGGGGAAGGACAAUGGGUGCGGUCUCCCUCAGCACCAGCAAUGGACUGAACUCAACAACACCCACCUCCCCGACAAACCCAGUAGCAUGGAGCAGCCUACGAGUGAGAACCACGGGCCCCUGGACAGCCUGAGGGCCCCCUUCAAUGAGCGCCUCGCCGAGAGCACCAUCUCGGCUGGCCCGGCCGCUGAGGCAGCCAGCAAGGAGGUCAGCUGCAACGAGUGCUCGGCCUCCUUCGCCAGCUUACAGACCUACAUGGAGCACCACUGCCCCAGCGCACGCCCCCCGCUGCCCCUGAGAGAUGAGAGCACCAGCGACAGCAGCGAGGAAGGGGACGAGGAGAGUGACGUGGAGAACCUGGCUGGUGAGAUCGUCUACCAGCCAGACGGCUCGGCCUACAUUGUGGAGAGCCUGAGCCAGCUGACCCAAAGUGGGGGCACCUGCAGCAGCGGCAGCGGGACCCUCCCUUCGCUCUUUCUGAACUCGCUCCCAACCGCGGGGGGCAAACAAGGGGACCCUUCCUGUGCUGCGCCAGUCUAUCCACAGAUCAUCAACACUUUUCACAUAGCCUCAUCCUUCGGGAAGUGGUUUGAGGGCCCAGAGCAGGCUUUCCCGAAUACCUCAGCCCUGGCGGGGCUCAGCCCCGUCCUGCACAGCUUCCGCGUUUUCGACGUGCGACAUAAAAGCAACAAGGAUUACCUGAACAGCGAUGGUUCUGCCAAAAGCUCCUGCGUAUCCAAAGAUGUUCCCAACAAUGUGGACCUGUCCAAAUUCGAUGGCUUUGUGCUCUAUGGGAAGAGGAAGCCCAUCCUCAUGUGCUUCCUGUGCAAACUCUCCUUCGGGUACGUCCGCUCGUUCGUGACGCAUGCCGUGCACGACCAUCGAAUGACCCUGAGCGAGGACGAGCGGAAAAUUCUUAGCAAUAAGAACAUCUCCGCUAUCAUCCAAGGGAUUGGCAAAGACAAGGAACCCCUUGUAAGUUUUCUGGAACCAAAAAACAAAAACUUUCAACACCCUUUAGUUUCCACAGCUAACCUCAUAGGCCCCGGACACAGUUUUUAUGGUAAAUUUAGUGGCAUUCGGAUGGAAGGGGAGGAAGCUCUCCCAGCCGGCUCUGCUGCAGGCCCUGAGCAACCCCAAGCUGGUAUCUUGACCCCCAGCACCCUCUUGAACCUUGGUGGGCUCACCAGCUCGGUCCUGAAGACCCCCAUUACCUCAGUCCCCCUGGAGCCUCUGGCAUCCAGUCCUACCAAAUCCUCAGAGGGCAAGGACUCUGGGGCAGCAGAAGGAGAAAAGCAGGAAGUGGGCGAGCCGGACUGCUUCUCCGAGAAAGCAGAGCCAGCUGAGGAGGAGGUGGAGGAGGAGGAGGAGGAAGAGGUGGAGGAGGAGGAGGAAGAGGAAGAGGAGGAAGAAGAGGAGGAGGAAGAUGAGGGUUGCAAAGGACUCUUUCCAAACGAGUUGGACGAGGAACUGGAGGACAAGCCCCACGAGGAGUCUGGGGCUGCGACAGGUAGUAGCAGCAAAAAGGACCUUGCUCUCUCAAACCAAAGCAUUUCUAACUCCCCCUUAAUGCCUAAUGUGCUCCAGACCCUGUCGAGGGGCACAGCUUCUACUACUUCUAAUUCUGCUUCUUCCUUUGUUGUCUUUGAUGGUGCGAACAGGAGGAAUCGUUUAAGCUUUAACAGUGAGGGCGUCAGGGCCAAUGUGGCAGAGGGCGGCAGGAGGCUGGACUUCGCUGAUGAAAGUGCCAAUAAAGACAAUGCCACAGCACCAGAACCAAAUGAAAGUCCCGAGGGCGAGGAUGGGAGCUUCAUCUCCCAUCACCAGCAUGCUGGCUCCCUCUGCGAGCUCGGGGUCGGGGAGUGCCCCUCGGGGAGCGGCGUGGAGUGCCCCAAGUGUGAUACGGUCCUGGGCUCCUCCCGCUCGCUGGGCGGCCACAUGACCAUGAUGCAUUCUCGUAACUCGUGCAAGACCCUCAAGUGCCCCAAGUGCAACUGGCACUACAAGUACCAGCAGACACUGGAGGCACACAUGAAGGAGAAGCACCCGGAGCCGGGGGGCUCCUGCGUCUACUGCAAGAGUGGGCAACCCCACCCUCGGUUGGCACGAGGCGAGAGCUACACCUGUGGUUACAAACCCUUCCGCUGCGAGGUGUGUAACUACUCCACAACGACCAAAGGCAACCUCAGUAUUCAUAUGCAGUCUGACAAGCAUCUCAACAACAUGCAGAACCUGCAGAACGGAGGGGGUGAGCAAGUCUUCAGCCACACUGCAGGGGCGGCGGCGGCGGCGGCAGCUGCAGCAGCUGCAGCCGCCAACAUUGGCAGCUCCUGUGGGGCCCCCUCGCCCACCAAACCAAAAACCAAACCCACCUGGCGCUGUGAGGUGUGCGACUAUGAGACCAAUGUGGCUAGGAACCUCCGUAUUCAUAUGACCAGUGAGAAGCACAUGCACAACAUGAUGUUGCUGCAGCAGAACAUGACCCAAAUCCAACACAAUCGCCACCUGGGCCUCGGCAGCCUGCCCUCCUCUGCCGAGGCCGAACUCUACCAGUACUACCUGGCCCAGAACAUGAACCUGCCCAACCUGAAGAUGGACAACGCCGCCUCGGAUGCCCAGUUCAUGAUGAGCGGCUUCCAGCUGGAUCCCACCGGGCCCAUGGCUGCCAUGACACCCACUCUAGUGGGCGGUGAGAUCCCCCUAGACAUGCGGCUCGGGGGCGGGCAGCUGGUAUCCGAGGAGCUGAUGAACCUGGGCGAGAGCUUCAUCCAGACCAACGAUCCGUCGCUGAAGCUCUUCCAGUGCGCCGUGUGCAACAAGUUCACCACGGACAACCUGGACAUGCUGGGGCUGCACAUGAACAUGGAGCGCAGCCUUCCCGAGGAUGAGUGGAAGGCUGUGAUGGGGGACUCGUACCAGUGCAAGCUGUGCCGCUACAACACCCAGCUGAAGGCCAACUUCCAGCUGCACUGCAAGACGGACAAGCAUGUGCAGAAGUAUCAGCUGGUGGCCCACAUCAAGGAGGGCGGCAAAGCCAACGAGUGGCGGCUCAAGUGUGUGGCCAUCGGCAACCCCGUCCACCUGAAGUGCAAUGCCUGCGACUACUACACCAACAGCUUGGAGAAGCUGCGGCUGCACACAGUCAACUCCAGGCACGAGGCCAGCCUGAAGUUGUACAAGCACCUGCAGCAGCAUGAGAGCGGCGUUGAGGGAGAGAGCUGCUACUACCACUGUGUCCUUUGCAACUACUCCACCAAGGCCAAGCUCAACCUCAUCCAGCACGUGCGGUCCAUGAAGCAUCAGCGCAGCGAGAGCCUGCGGAAGCUGCAGCGGCUGCAGAAGGGCCUCCCCGAGGAGGACGAGGACCUGGGGCAGAUCUUCACCAUCCGAAGGUGCCCCUCCACCGACCCAGAAGAACCUCUACGGAGUGGUGAGGGUGAGUCUGAUUGCUCCGCUGGGCCCCAGGAGCUUGUAAGAGAUGAAGGUGAGGAGAAAGAGGAGUCCCAGAGUCUGGGCAAACAGGCAACUUCGUCCAGCCAACCAGAGAAGGAGCUGACAGAAUCUCCUGUAGCUUCCAAACGCAUCUCCUUCCCAGGUAGCUCCGAGUCUUCCCUCUCUUCCAAACGACCAAAAACAUCCGAGGAGACUAAACCAGAGCAGAUGUACCAGUGUCCCUACUGCAAGUACAGCAACGCCGACGUCAACCGGCUCCGGGUGCAUGCCAUGACGCAGCACUCGGUGCAGCCCAUGCUCCGCUGCCCUCUGUGCCAGGACAUGCUCAACAACAAGAUCCACCUCCAGCUGCACCUCACCCACCUCCACAGCGUGGCACCUGACUGCGUAGAGAAGCUCAUUAUGACGGUGACCACCCCUGAGAUGGUAAUGCCCAGCAGCAUGUUCCUCCCAGCAGCUGUUCCGGAUCGAGAAGGGAAUUCCAAUCUGGAGGAAGGAGGAAAGCAGCCUGAAACCUCAGAGGAUCUGGGAAAGAACAUCUUGCCGUCAGUGACCACAGAGCACAGUGGGGAUUUGAAACCGUCUCCUGCUGACCCAAGCUCUGUGAAGGAAGACUCAGGCUUCCUCUGCUGGAAGAAGGGAUGCAACCAAGUUUUCAAAACUUCUGCUGCCCUUCAGACACAUUUCAACGAAGUUCACACCAAGAGGCCUCAGCUGCCUGUGUCUGACCGCCACGUGUACAAGUACCGCUGUAAUCAGUGCAGCCUGGCAUUUAAGACCAUUGAAAAGUUGCAGCUCCAUUCUCAGUACCAUGUGAUUAGAGCUGCCACCAUGUGCUGUCUUUGUCAGCGUAGUUUCCGAACUUUCCAGGCUCUGAAAAAGCACCUGGAGACAAGCCACCUGGAGUUGAGUGAAGCUGACAUACAGCAGCUUUACGGUGGCCUUCUAGUCAAUGGGGACCUUCUGGCAAUGGGAGACCCUACCCUGGCAGAAGACCACACCAUAAUCGUUGAGGAAGACAAAGAAGAAGAGAGUGACUUGGAAGAUAAACAGAGCCCCCUGGGCAGUGACUCUGGGUCAGUACAGGAAGACUCGGGCUCAGAGCCAAAGAGAGCUCUACCUUUCAGAAAAGGUCCCAACUUCACCAUGGAAAAAUUCCUGGAUCCUUCUCGCCCUUACAAGUGUACUGUCUGCAAGGAAUCUUUCACUCAAAAGAACAUCCUGUUAGUGCACUACAAUUCUGUCUCCCAUCUGCAUAAAUUGAAGAGAGCCCUUCAAGAAUCGGCAACUGGUCAGCCAGAACCCACCAGCAGCCCAGACAACAAACCUUUCAAGUGCAACACCUGUAAUGUGGCCUAUAGCCAGAGUUCCACUUUGGAGAUCCACAUGAGGUCGGUGUUGCAUCAAACCAAGGCCCGGGCAGCCAAGCUGGAAGCUGCAAGUGGCAGUAGCAAUGGGACUGGGAACAGCAGCAGUGUCUCCCUGAGCUCUUCCACCCCAAGUCCUGUGAACACCACCAGCAGUCACACCUUUACCACCACCAAUCCCAGCAGUACUGGCAUCACUCCAAAUUCCAACCUACUGAGCCAAGUGCCCACUGAGAGUCUGGGGAUACCACCGCCCCUUGGGAAUCCCAUCAGUGUCAACAUGGCUUCCCCUUCAGAGCCCAAGGAGGCCAACCGGAAGAAACUGGCAGAUAUGAUUGCCUCCCGGCAGCAGCACCAACAACAGCAACAACAGCAACAAGCACAGACGUUGGCCCAGGCCCAGGCCCAAGUUCAAGCUCACCUGCAGCAAGAGCUGCAGCAGCAGGCUGCCCUGAUCCAGUCUCAGCUCUUCAACCCCACCCUUCUUCCUCAUUUCCCCAUGACCACCGAGACCCUACUGCAGCUGCAACAACAGCAACAUCUCCUCUUCCCCUUCUACAUCCCCAGUGCUGAGUUCCAGCUCAACCCCGAGGUCAGCCUGCCGGUGACCAGUGGGGCACUGACGCUGACGGGGACCAGCCCAGGCCUGCUGGAAGAUCUAAAGGCUCAGGUUCAGAUCCCACAGCAGAGUCACCAACAGAUCAUGCAGCAGCAGAGCCAGCUCUCUCUGUCCCAGAGUCACUCUGCCCUUCUUCAGCCCAGCCAACACCCCGAGAAGAAAAACAAAUUGGUCAUCAAAGAAAAGGAGAAGGAAAGCCAGAGAGAGAGAGAGAGAGACAGUGCUGAGGGGGGAGAAGGCAACCCAGGACCAAAGGAAUUGCUGCCAGAAGCCUUGAAGGCCCCCGAGAAGAAGGAGCUGCCCCUGGGGAGCAGUGCGGAGCCUUCCAUGCUCCCACCACGCAUUGCCUCAGAUGCCAGAGGGAAUGCCACCAAGGCGCUGCUGGAGAACUUUGGCUUUGAGCUGGUCAUUCAGUACAAUGAGAACAAGCAAAAGGCGCAGAAGAAGAACGGGAAGACGGAACAGGGUGACCAGGUGGAAAAGCUCGAGUGCGAGUCCUGUGGCAAGUUGUUUUCCAACAUCUUGAUUUUAAAGAGUCAUCAGGAACAUGUUCAUCAAAGCUACUUUCCUUUUAAACAGCUGGAGAGGUUUGCCAAACAGUACAGAGAGCACUAUGACAAACUCUACCCCCUGAGGCCCCAGACCCCUGAGCCGCCCCCCCCUCCACCCCCACCCCCUCCGCCUCCCCUUCCAGCAGCACCUCCUCAGCCAGCCUCCACGCCUGCUGUUCCUGCUUCAGCCCCGCCCAUUACAUCCCCCACAACUGCGCCAGCUCAGCCUUCUGUACCACUCACCCAGCUCUCCAUGCCCAUGGAGCUGCCCAUCUUCUCACCACUGAUGAUGCAGACCAUGCCCCUGCAGACCUUACCGGCUCAGCUGCCACCUCAGCUCGGGCCUGUGGAGCCUUUGCCUGCAGACCUGGCCCAGCUGUACCAGCAUCAGCUCACCCCGAGCCUGCUCCAACAACAGAAUAAGAGACCUCGAACCAGGAUCACAGACGACCAGCUCCGAGUCCUGCGGCAGUAUUUUGAUAUUAACAAUUCCCCUAGUGAAGAACAGAUCAAAGAGAUGGCAGACAAGUCUGGGUUGCCCCAGAAAGUGAUCAAGCACUGGUUCAGAAAUACUCUCUUCAAAGAGCGGCAACGGAACAAGGACUCCCCCUACAACUUCAGCAAUCCUCCCAUCACCAGUCUGGAGGAGCUCAAGAUUGACUCCAGACCCCCUUCACCCGAACCACAGAAGCAGGAGUACUGGGGUAGCAAGCGGUCUUCAAGAACCAGGUUUACUGACUACCAGCUGAGGGUCCUGCAGGACUUUUUUGAUGCUAAUGCUUACCCAAAGGAUGAUGAAUUUGAGCAACUCUCGAAUUUACUGAACCUUCCAACCCGAGUCAUAGUGGUGUGGUUUCAGAAUGCCCGGCAGAAGGCUCGGAAAAACUAUGAGAAUCAGGGCGAGGGCAAAGAUGGAGAGCGGCGGGAGCUCACCAAUGAUAGAUAUAUCCGAACAAGCAACUUAAACUACCAGUGCAAAAAAUGUAGCCUGGUGUUUCAGCGCAUCUUUGAUCUCAUCAAGCACCAGAAGAAGCUGUGUUACAAGGAUGAAGACGAGGAGGGGCAGGAUGACAGUCAAAAUGAGGAUUCCAUGGAUGCCAUGGAACUGCUGACUCCCACCAGCUCUUCCUGCAGCACUCCAAUGCCCUCACAGGCUUACAGUGCCCCAGCUCCAUCAGCCAAUACAGCUUCCUCUGCCUUCAUGCAGCUCACAGCAGAGGCUGAUGAACUGGCCAACUUCAGUUCAAAAACAGAAACAAGUGAUGAGAAACCAAAGCAGGCUGAAACUCCCAGUGCACAGCCAAGCCAAACUCAAGAGAAGCAAGGGCAACCAAAGCUAGAGUUGCAGCAGCAAGACCAGCCUGAGCAGAAGACAAAUGCAUCCCAACCAAAGCUCCCACAGCUGGCUUCUCCUCCUUCAUUACCACAGCCUCCACCACAAGCGCCCCCUCCUCAGUGCACCUUACCGCAGUCAAGCCCCAGCCCUUCCCAGCUCUCUCAUCUUCCCCUCAAGCCCCUGCACACAUCAACUCCUCAACAACUGGCAAACCUACCUCCUCAGCUAAUCCCCUACCAGUGUGACCAGUGUAAGUUGGCAUUUCCAUCGUUUGAGCACUGGCAGGAGCAUCAGCAGCUUCACUUUCUCAGCGCACAGAACCAGUUCAUCCACCCCCAGUUUUUGGACAGGUCACUGGAUAUGCCUUUCAUGCUGUUUGACCCUAGUAACCCACUCCUGGCCAGCCAACUGCUCUCUGGGGCCAUACCUCAGAUUCCAGCAAGCGCAGCCACUUCUCCUUCAACUCCAACCUCCACAAUGAACACUCUGAAGAGGAAGCUGGAGGAAAAGGCCAGUGCAAGCCCUGGUGAAAAUGACAGUGGGACAGGAGAAGAACCUCAGAGAGACAAGCGUUUGAGGACGACCAUUACACCAGAGCAGUUAGAAAUUCUUUACCAAAAGUAUCUACUAGACUCCAAUCCAACUCGAAAGAUGUUGGAUCACAUUGCACAUGAGGUGGGCUUGAAGAAACGUGUGGUGCAAGUUUGGUUUCAGAAUACCAGAGCUCGGGAAAGGAAAGGGCAGUUCCGGGCUGUGGGUCCAGCCCAGGCCCACAGGAGGUGCCCUUUUUGCAGAGCGCUCUUCAAGGCCAAGACUGCCCUGGAGGCUCACAUACGGUCUCGUCACUGGCAUGAAGCCAAGAGAGCUGGCUAUAACCUCACUCUGUCUGCAAUGCUGUUAGACUGUGAUGGGGGACUCCAGAUGAAAGGAGACAUUUUUGAUGGAACUAGCUUUUCCCACCUACCCCCAAGUAGUAGUGAUGGUCAGGGUGUUCCCCUCUCGCCUGUGAGUAAAACCAUGGAGUUGUCUCCCAGGACUCUUCUUAGCCCUUCCUCCAUCAAAGUGGAAGGGAUUGAAGACUUUGAAAGCCCCUCCAUGUCCUCAGUCAAUCUAAACUUUGACCAAACUAAGCUGGACAAUGAUGACUGUUCCUCUGUCAACACAGCCAUCACAGAUACCACCACUGGAGAUGAGGGCAAUGCAGAUAACGACAGUGCGACAGGAAUAGCGACUGAAACCAAAUCUUCUUCAGCACCCAAUGAAGGGUUGACCAAAGCGGCCAUGAUGGCAAUGUCAGAGUAUGAAGAUCGGUUGUCGUCGGGUCUGGUCAGCCCAGCCCCGAGCUUUUACAGCAAGGAAUAUGACAAUGAAGGCACAGUGGACUAUAGUGAAACCUCAAGCCUUGCAGAUCCCUGCUCCCCAAGUCCUGGUGCCAGUGGGUCGACAGGCAAAUCUGGAGAUAGCGGGGAUAGGCCUGGGCAGAAACGUUUUCGCACUCAAAUGACCAAUCUGCAGCUAAAGGUCCUCAAGUCAUGCUUUAAUGACUACAGGACACCCACCAUGCUAGAGUGUGAGGUCCUGGGCAAUGACAUUGGACUGCCAAAGAGAGUUGUUCAGGUCUGGUUCCAGAAUGCCCGGGCAAAAGAAAAGAAGUCCAAGUUAAGCAUGGCCAAGCAUUUUGGUAUAAACCAAACAAGUUAUGAGGGACCCAAAACAGAGUGCACUUUGUGUGGCAUCAAGUACAGCGCUCGACUGUCUGUACGUGACCAUAUCUUUUCCCAACAGCAUAUCUCCAAAGUUAAAGACACUAUUGGAAGCCAAUUGGACAAGGAGAAAGAAUACUUUGACCCAGCCACUGUACGUCAGUUGAUGGCUCAACAAGAGUUGGACAGGAUUAAAAAAGCCAAUGAGGUCCUUGGACUGGCAGCCCAGCAGCAAGGGAUGUUUGACAACGCCCCUCUUCAGGCUCUUAACCUUCCUACAGCAUAUCCAGCACUCCAGGGCAUUCCUCCUGUGUUGCUCCCUGGCCUCAACAGCCCCUCCUUGCCAGGCUUUACUCCAUCCAACACAGCUUUAACAUCUCCCAAACCGAAUUUGAUGGGUCUGCCCAGCACAACAGUUCCUUCCCCUGGCCUCCCCACAUCCGGAUUACCAAAUAAACCAUCCUCGGCGUCGCUGAGCUCCCCGACCCCAGCACAAACCACCAUGGCGAUAGCCCCUCAGCAACCCUCCCAACCCCAGCAGCCACCGGCGCAGCAGCCCCAACCGCCACCGCCAACAGCAGCCCAGCCGCCACCAGUACCGCAGCUUCCGCCCCAACAGCAGCCUCGAAAGGACAAAGAUAGUGAGAAAGGAAAGGAAAAAGAAAAGGUGCACAAAGGAAAAGGGGAGCCCCUGCCUGUUCCCAAGAAGGAAAAAGGAGAGGCUCCGGUGGCGGCAGCUGCCACGAUUUCUGCCCCACUGCCCACCAUGGAGUAUGCGGUAGAUCCUGCACAGUUGCAGGCCCUGCAGGCAGCGUUGACUUCGGACCCUACAGCGUUGCUCACGAGCCAGUUCCUUCCUUACUUUGUCCCAGGCUUUUCUCCUUACUAUGCCCCCCAGAUCCCCGGCGCCCUGCAGAGCGGGUACCUGCAGCCUAUGUACGGCAUGGAAGGCCUGUUUCCCUACAGCCCUGCGCUGUCGCAGGCCCUGAUGGGGCUGUCCCCGGGCUCCCUACUGCAGCAGUACCAGCAAUACCAGCAGAGUCUGCAGGAGGCCAUCCAGCAGCAGCAGCAACAGCAGCAGCAGCAGCAGCGGCAACUGCAGCAGCAGCAGCAGCAGCAAAAAGUGCCGCAGCCCAAAGCAAGCCAAACCCCAGUCCCCCCGGGGGCUGCUUCCCCAGACAAAGACCCUGCCAAAGAAUCCCCCAAACCAGAAGAGCAGAAAAACGCACCCCGUGAGGUGUCCCCUCUCCUGCCGAAACCCCCCGAAGAGCCAGAAGCAGAAAGCAAAAGUGCGGACUCCCUCUACGACCCCUUCAUUGUUCCAAAGGUGCAGUACAAGUUGGUCUGCCGCAAGUGCCAGGCAGGCUUCAGUGACGAGGAGGCGGCGAGGAGCCACCUGAAGUCCCUCUGCUUCUUCGGCCAGUCUGUGGUGAACCUGCAAGAGAUGGUGCUCCAUGUCCCCACCGGCGGCGGCAAUGGCGGCGGUGGCAAUGGCGGCGGCAGCGGCGGGAAUGGCAGCGGCUCGUACCACUGCCUGGCGUGCGAGAGCACGCUCUGUGGGGAGGAAGCUCUGAGUCAACAUCUCGAGUCGGCCUUGCACAAACACAGAACAAUCACGAGAGCAGCAAGAAACGCCAAAGAGCACCCUAGUUUAUUACCUCACUCUGCCUGCUUCCCCGAUCCUAGCACCGCAUCUACCUCGCAGUCUGCCGCUCACUCAAACGACAGCCCCCCUCCCCCGUCGGCCGCCGCCCCUCCCUCCGCUUCCCCUCACGCCUCCAGGAAGUCUUGGCCGCCAGUGGUUUCCCGGGCUUCGGCCGCCGCGAAGGCCCCUUCUUUUCCUCCUCUCUCCUCAUCUUCAACGGUUACCUCAAGUUCAUGCAGCACCUCAGGGGUUCAGCCCUCGAUGCCAACAGACGACUAUUCGGAGGAGUCUGACACGGAUCUCAGCCAAAAGUCCGACGGACCGGCGAGCCCGGUGGAGGGUCCCAAAGACCCCAGCUGCCCCAAGGACAGUGGUCUGACCAGUGUAGGAACGGACACCUUCAGAUUGUAA
This is a messenger RNA of Chrysochloris asiatica (Cape golden mole), 11112 nucleotides long. It is a transcript of the gene ZFHX3, whose product is annotated as zinc finger homeobox 3. The transcript is spliced from 13 exons. Gene Ontology annotation, molecular function: RNA polymerase II cis-regulatory region sequence-specific DNA binding; DNA-binding transcription factor activity, RNA polymerase II-specific; zinc ion binding. Bases 1 to 11112 code for a protein of 3703 amino acids. Gene Ontology annotation, biological process: regulation of transcription by RNA polymerase II; regulation of neuron differentiation; brain development. NCBI's taxonomy places the organism in Eukaryota, Metazoa, Chordata, Mammalia, Afrosoricida, Chrysochloridae. Gene Ontology annotation, cellular component: nucleus. The record is from RefSeq and is a predicted model, not a curated record.